Molecule: messenger RNA, 645 nt
Organism: Eurytemora carolleeae
Lineage: Eukaryota; Metazoa; Arthropoda; Copepoda; Calanoida; Temoridae
Product: protein PF14_0175-like
Exons: 2
Coding region: 1-645 (214 amino acids)
Source: RefSeq, a predicted model, not a curated record
AUGAGAUGGAUGGGAUGGAAGAAGAACCUGAAUAAUCUUGAAAACAUAAAGCACCUAGAGAACCUAAACCUAGAGAACCUAAACCUAGAGAACCUUAACGUAGAGAACCUAUACCUACAGAACCUAAACCUACAUGACUUAAACUUAAAGAACCUAAACCUAGAGAACCUAAACCUAGAGAAACUAAACCAACAGAACCUAAACCUACAGAACCUAAACCUACAGAACCUAAACCUACAGAACCUAAACCUAGAGAACCUUAGCCUACAGAACUUAAACCUACAGAACUUAAACCUACAGAACCUAAACCUAGAGAACCUUAGCCUACAGAACCUAAACCUACAGAACCUAAACCUACAGAACCUAAACCUACAGAACCUAAACCUACUGAACCUAAACCUAGAGAACCUUAGCCUACAGAGCUUAAACCUACAGAACCUAAACCUACAGAACCUAAACCUAGAGAACCUUAGCCUACAGAGCUUAAACCUACAGAACCUAAGCCUACAGAACCUAAACCUACAGAACCUAAACCUACAGAACCUAAACCUACAGAACCUUAGCCUACAGAACUUAAACUUAAAGAACCUAAACCUAGACUACCUGAAGAACCUAGGAAACCUAAAGAACCUUGCGAGAACAUGA